UGCGCUACAGCGCUGGAUGCUGGAUGAUCAAUACUGACCACAGUGUCAGAUGCUGGACCACGUAAUACAGUCAAGAGAAACAUAAGUGAGCAUCAUGAAAACAGUUACGCAUACUUGCACCCCAGGAGCAACCGAUCUACCUGGAGGAGAAUCCAUCGAAGAGAUUGCCGAGUCUGUGGAUGAACUGCGUGAAAAAUUAGCAAACAUGAAGAGAUUGAUGGAGGAACGAAGGGGCACCACCCUGGGUGAGAUAAGCGCGAGGAAGAGGAAGGAGACCUCGGACAUCAUAGAUGGUAAUUUUCUGUCCUGGAUAUUUGGAUCAGCAUUGGUUGUAAUUCUGAGCGUCAGCUUCUACGCGUUUUACAAUCUCUACCAUGCGGUUUUGAAGAAAUUCCCCUCUCAUCACACUGAACUGUAGAAGAAAAAAAAGAAAAGAAAAGGAUGGCGACAAAUGAAUAUACCUGUUAUCAGUUCUGACAAAACUUGUGAUAUAGCGAGGCGUGCUAAUGAACGUUUUUUAAUCACAUUGAAUGCAUUCUUCGGUGGCGAACUUAUUUUG
This is a messenger RNA of Osmia lignaria (orchard mason bee), 559 nucleotides long. RefSeq lists its product as uncharacterized. Lineage: Eukaryota; Metazoa; Arthropoda; Insecta; Hymenoptera; Megachilidae. The record is from RefSeq and is a predicted model, not a curated record.